CCCCUCAGCGGCAAAACCCGCCCUUCUUUUCUUUCCUCCUUUUUGGCUCUCCACAUCUCUCCACUCCUUUCUAGGACAUGUCGUGAGAGUCUUGUCUUUGUCCCUAUCAUCUCUUGCGGCAAGAUGCCCGACUCUGCCACCCUCUGGGAACACCGCUUUGACGGGAAGCCCAUUUCACCAAACCCCGCCAUCGCCGACCUCGAUAUUGAACGCAAUGAGUUGGCCCAUACCUGGAAGCGUUUCGUCGGUCUGCUCCUGCCGCAGGAUCAGGUCGAGUGGGACGAGCGGCCACAGACCGUCGACGACGUGAAGUCCCUGCUCGGAAAAAUCAAGACCUUUUGGAUGUCGAGGCCGCGACAACGAGUCUUCAGUGACUCCAUGGAUCUGUGCGAUAGACUCCUUCCGACCAUGGACACCCAUGCGACCUUGUUGUCCGCCCUCCCGGACGCCCUGUCAUAUACCCCUCUUUUCUACGGCGUCCUCCAGUCAGUCAUUAAGGCAUCCUCGCACUACCCCCGGGUAAUGGAAGGCCUGGCUACCGCACUACUAAAUAUACACGACGCCCUAGGCCUUCCCGCCGACCGUAGCUUGCUCCCGACCGCCGUGAAACACAUCACCAGAACCUACGCCCUAAUAUUUUUCUUCCUUACCGAGUUCAUGGACUGUCAGGAUGUGUACUCCGAGUUCCGCCAUCUCGUCAUAUAUAUACAGCGCCAGGCACACGAUCUGCCUUGGGAACAUUCGAACAUGGAUAUGGACGAGGACUACCUGGACCCGUAUAGCCCACGGGCACUGUGGGAGGAGUCUCGACUCAGCCAGGUUGGACAACAGAAGAAAGACCGUCGGAUAGCGGCACAGAACACUAUCACUCGACGGCUUAUCUGGGAGAUUCAACAAGAUGCGGAGGAGCGGGCUCGGUAUAGAGAAGGCCGGGAUCGGUUGCUGGCAGAGACGCUCAGCUCUGUGCGUGAGCAACUGCAACCGGUCAGCGAACAGAGUAGUGGCAUCGUGUGCAUGACUACACCUCCGAUUCCUAAUAUAGAUACCUCCUCGUUCGAAUGGUCCAGAGGAUCUAAACGCCGCCUCGCACGCCUCGAGAUUCAGAGCUCAUCCAAGCACCUCCAGGACUUUUUCGACAGCGACGAUCAGAUCUGUGACUACGAGCCAGAAGUCAAGGUCGUUGCCGAUAGCAGUGUCGUUGCGUCUCUUCAGCAAUGGGCUACCAGCCCACGCUCCCAGGCCCUCGCGGUGGGCGGCACUCAGCCCACUGUUUCGCCCAGCCCCGUAGCUCUUAUUUCCGCCUGCUAUGCCUCGUUCGCACGCCAGGCUCGACUGCCCGUCGUCUCUCACUUCUGCGUCCUCCCUACAAAAGGGGUCAAGGGACUGACACUCCACGAGCAAGGCCUGAUCGCACUGACCUACAGUGUCAUCCGACAACUUGUCGACUGGCUUCCACCGGUAGUGGACAGCGACGCCGUGCUCGAUCUGAGCGCAGAGCGAUUCCGCCAACUCGACGGAACCCUUACCAGCUGGAAAGCCGCCCUCUCGCUAGUCGACACCCUUCUACAAUCCGCCCCGCCGCUUAUGGUUUUCCUGGUCGACGGCCUAGAUGCCAUUCACGACGCUUCAACCGACGGCCCCAUCCGCGAACUCGUCCGCGUCCUCCUCACCCACACCCGUCGCCAACCACAGGGCGGACUCAACGGCCAUGGCCCAACACUCCUGCUGAAGGUUCUCUUCACGGUCAUCGGCCGACCCAGUGCCCUUGUCGAAACCAUGGCCGAACACCAGCUCGUUCUCGACAAUCAAGCUGACCUCCCGCCCUCCGAGCCCGUUCUCAGCUCGGACCUUGGGGUCAUGAUGAAUGCAUGA
Messenger RNA from Penicillium brevicompactum, 1872 nucleotides. RefSeq lists its product as uncharacterized. The record is from RefSeq and is a predicted model, not a curated record. The annotation marks the transcript as partial. The transcript is spliced from 5 exons. Lineage: Eukaryota; Fungi; Ascomycota; Eurotiomycetes; Eurotiales; Aspergillaceae.